CAAAUUCAUUUAGGACCUUCAGAAUUCUGAAAUGUAGAUCGUCUUGAAACAUAUGUAAGUUUGUUAACUACGUGAUAACCUAUGGCGUUUUUAUCUCUUGAAAACUCUGUUCGGUCCUCAAAUCUCCUAAACCCAGCUUCUAGUUUUGUAUGUAUCCAGCGAUUUGUUCCUUCGGUUCUGAAUUUAACAAACAUCUCUAGUAGCAUUCUAUGAUGCAAGGGUACAAAACAAAAACAAAAAAUCCUUCUACAGUUCUGUGUCACACAUUACCCAAUACCCAGGCUAAGAACCUCGAAAGAAUCUAAAACAUGGGAUUUUUGUUGAUGAUUUGGAUGGAAUUACUUUCUUCAAAGUAGCGCCCAUGUUUGAUUCGUCACUUACAAUUCAAGCUGUUUCCUCCACAAGCUGCCUUGCGAAGGAGUGAACGUAAGAAAUUCUUUGCUCCACUGCAGGGUCAAUUCUUUGUGCAUAUUUGCUUGAAGAACAAACUAUAGAAUGGAUUUUAUAUAGCAGAAAAAGCAUGAUCAGUAAAGAGCUAUCCAUCAUCUUAACACUAUGAAUAUGAUAGCCGAAUUACUAUUGAGGGUAGUCUGUUUUGUAGCAGCAGCACUGAUACCACUUGUGAGCUUAAGUCUUAUCAAGGGAUGUUCUUGGACAUGGUCAUGGACCUCAUGCUCAUGGUCAUGGUCAAGUUCAUGGCGCCUACCAUUUGUGACUCUCUCCCUUAAUGAUUCUGCUCUAGGAAGACUGCUCUCUUGCUUCAAUAGCCACAGACACAGAGUACUAUGCGAGUUAGUCGAUGACUCUUAUCCUCCUGCUGAUCAGGAACAAGAACCUUGUGAAGUGACUGAAGAAGAUUUGAAAGUAUUGGUCUCUCAUAUUGAGGAGACUGAUGGCGGUCCACCUUGGAAUCUCAUGAUGGAGCAGUCUAUUCCUUCCUUGACAUACAAAGCUUGGUAUCGCGAUCCACCGUUAGGCCCAACACAGUACCGUACUAAAACAGUUUUCGAAAAUGUAUCACCAGAGGUAUUGAGGGAUUUCUUCUGGGAUGAUGAAUUCAGACCCAGGUGGGAUAAGACGCUCAUUCACACCAAGGUUCUAAGCAUUUGCCUCCAAACUGGUACCCUGAUUGUUCAUUGGAUUAGAAAGCUACCACUAUUCUGCAGCAAUCGAGAAUAUAUCAUAAUCCGUCGCAUUUUUGAAUCUGCAUCAAGGUAUUAUUGCGUGACAAAGGCAACACCAUAUCCAUCCAUACCAAGGCUAAGAAAACCAAAACGAGUAGAUGUCUAUCAUUCAAGUUGGCAUAUAAGACCAGUGAAACCCAGGAAUGCAGAUCAGCAAAUGGGAUCAGAAGUGCAUCUAUUUCACUACGAAGACAUAUGUCUCCCAAGAGAGGUUGUCAAAAUGGGCGUCAGGGCAGGAAUGUGGAACAUGGUAAAGAAACUACAUUUAGGAGUUCAGGUUUACAGUAUGGAAAAAGCAAAUGAUGAAUCUCCUUCAUACCAUGCACUUAUGGCACGCAUAACUACAAAGCUUCCGGCUUCACCAUCCACAAUCAUGUAUCACAUCCCAGAAGUUGAAGCAGAUGAGAAUGCAUGCCAGAGCCAAAACCCACAAGAACAAGUAACAGAGUUCAUAGUUCAGUAAAUGCAAAAUAGAAAAUAAGAAGUCGCUAGCUCCCUCAGAACUUGUAAAACUUGUCUUCAACAUUAUAUUUUCAGACAAGGCUGAAACUUAUAUAGUAGAGUGUUCAUCACUGGGAGCCAGAAGCUUUGUAUCAAAACAUGUUAUUUGAUUAUGUAGACUUAGACCAAUCAAAAUUAGAAAGCACAAACACAUCGAAUCUAGAUUUUUCCAGUGAAAAGAAACCACACCACAUAAAUUAGAAUAAGCAUCAGACUUUGUGCACAGAGAAGAACUAAGAAUCAGAAAAAUGGAUUGGAAGCUAAGCAAACAUAGGUAUCAAGUAAAGCAAAGAAUUUUGUAGAACUUGGCCUUUUCAGUAUCAGGGCGGCCGCGAGCUGCCUGUUCCCAUAUAAAUAUCACCACCUUUUUAUAGACCUAAAAUCUUAAACCUCUUUUUGACGAUCGACAUAAACCCUAAAGAAUGACUUGCAUCAACCUAUAGUAGAGUGACAGCUGGUCUUUACUAAUCCACAUCAGAUGAUGUUUUGCAAUUUAAUUUUUAACCAUCACCGAGUAAAAAUUUUCAGAGAGGAACAAACCUUCAAAGAGGACAAGUCGAAUCAGCCCUUGCCCCUAACCUCUAAUGUUGCAUUUUGAGAUGGAUAAUUCUAUUUACAGGACG
This is a messenger RNA of Rosa rugosa (rugosa rose), 2308 nucleotides long. RefSeq lists its product as uncharacterized. Bases 556 to 1647 code for a protein of 363 amino acids. The record is from RefSeq and is a predicted model, not a curated record. Gene Ontology annotation, molecular function: lipid binding. Lineage: Eukaryota; Viridiplantae; Streptophyta; Magnoliopsida; Rosales; Rosaceae. The transcript is spliced from 5 exons.